AAUCUAUUUCCUUCUCGCUUCCAUCCAGGUCUGCUCGGAAGAUUAUUUAAGAGGGAUAACUACAAUAUUGUCACCGUAUGUCAUGGCUUCUUGCGGUGAAGAGAUUGGUGAGCUACCAGUUCUUGAAACAUUGUGUUUAACCCUUCCUGAUAGUAAUGCUGUUGAUGACACAGAUGACAACAAGCAAGACACGUUGUCAGUAGAGGAUGAAGCCAGUCAGUCACAGACAUCAGAGGAUCUUUGUUCUUGUAUUUUCUGUACUUACACUGUCAACAUUUCACAAGACAAGGACUCGUUACUUCGACACUUGAUCAUCUCUCACAAACUUGUCGUUGCAGAUGUUAAAUUAAUUGCCAACUUAAAAAAAUAUAUUCUUUACUGGAAGAAACGAAUGAAAGGUCAUCCAAUCACAGACUUCUGCUCCACCAUUGUACUCAAUAGCAAGGAAUCAGAUAUUGGGAAACGAGAAAACUACUAUUUGCUCUCUGAUGUCUUCCCUGAAGAUAAAUACCUGCGUCAGUAUUUACAAAAGAAAAGACUUGAAACUGCUUUAGAAGUGCAACAGAAAGAAAGAACAGAUCAAACUUUCUCCAGAGAUUGUCUCUUCUGCAGAGAACAUUUCUUAGGCAAUAGAUCUGAACUAUUCAACCAUAUGGCAUUUGAUCACGGUUUCAAUGUUGGUCAACCAGACAAUCUUGUAUUCGUCUCAGAGUUUUUAGACAAAUUACAACAAAAGUUAGACAAUCUGCAGUGUCUCUAUUGUGAAAAGACAUUCCGUGAUCGCCCAACCCUGAAGGAACACAUGCGGAAGAAGCAACACAAAAGGAUCAAAUCCAACAACACACUCUACGACAAAUAUUACAUCAUCAAUUACUUGGAAAUUGGUAAGAACUGGGAAAAUUUUGAAUCCAGCGAGGAAUUCUCUACAGACUUUGACUGUGAAGAAAACUGGGAUGGCUGGCAUGAUGAGAGUGGUUCCACUGCAGUCUGUUUAUUCUGUGAUUUCUCUUCAGCUGAUGCAGAUAUUUUACUUCAACAUAUGAAGGACAGCCAUGGUUUAGAUUUGAAUUUGUUAAAGAAAGAACAUAAUUUAGAUUUUUAUCAACAAGUGAAAUUAAUCAACUACAUCCGACGACAGGUCCAUUUGCUCAAGUGCAUCAGUUGUGAUAAACAAUUUGAAAGUAAAGAUGUGUUAAUGCUACACCUACAUUCAAGUGGACACAGCCAACAAAUACCCAAGUCCAACAUGUGGAUGCAACCACAGUACUAUUUCCCAACAUAUGAAAAUGACAACCUGUUAUGUCAGUUAAUGGAUAAUACAAUUCCUGAAGCUAACAACAGUGGAAUGAUGUCAGAAGACUGUGAUUUCAAACCAGAGAACUUCUUACCUGAAUGUAUAUUGAACGAAAUCCUUUCAAUUAAUUGACAAAACAGCCCGACUCAAUCACAGCAAACACAAUUAGAAAUAAUGAAACCAACAAAAAG
Messenger RNA from Octopus sinensis (East Asian common octopus), 1485 nucleotides. RefSeq names its product zinc finger protein 277. NCBI's taxonomy places the organism in Eukaryota, Metazoa, Mollusca, Cephalopoda, Octopoda, Octopodidae. The coding region runs from base 83 to 1426 and encodes 447 amino acids. The record is from RefSeq and is a predicted model, not a curated record. The transcript is spliced from 13 exons.